GACGAUACUUCACCUUUCUCAUUCCUCAGACUCCAACCCACUUUGAUUCUGAAAGAUUUGACUGUUGUUUCCGGUCAGUCAGCUUGCCGAAGCAGUCAGAUUUCCGUCAUACUACUCAGAAUAAAAAUGGCAUCAGGAGAUGAGCUUCCAUCCCAUCUCACUGUCGAUACCUCCAACGUUCAAAUUCUUAACUCUGAGACCUCAAAAAGACUCGUCGAAAAUUUUGUAAUCGCUCUCAUGAACAAGGAGCGUUUCUACAUCCGCACAUUCUUUUCGACAUACAAAGCAUAUACCACUGCUGAAAGUGUGUUGUACAUCCUCCUGGACAAAUAUGGAAGCUUUGGCACCUCAGAGGCAGAAGAGAUUCCAGUAAUCGAUUCAGUGAGCACAAACAGCGGAAACAAUGAUAACAUUCCGAGCUGUGAGGAGCUUGAAAAUCCAGUGCCUACAGAGACAGUUACAGAGAUCAGAAAGUCCAAAACCUUUGAUGGCCCAAACUCUGAGAAAGAUGAAGAACCAAGUUCACCAAAAGCGACUGCAGAAAUCUCAAAUUCUGGAAAUGUUGACAGUGCAAAUGGUGAGGAAAAUGGAAGUUGUGGUUCUUCAGGAUCCAGUGAAAUAAUUGCUGAAUAUGGAAGCUUUGACACCUCAGAGGCAGAAGAGAUUCCAGUAAUCGAUUCAGUGAGCACAAACAGUGGGAACAAUGCUAACAUUCCGAGCUGUGAGGAGCUUGAAAAUCCAAUUCCUCCAGAGACAGUUGCAGAGAUCAGAAAGUCCAAAACCUUUGACAGCCCAAACUCUGAUAAAGUUGGAGAACCAAGUUCACCGAAAGCGACUGCAGAAAUUUCAAAUUCUGGAAAUGUUGACAGUGCAAAUGGUGAGGAAAAUGGAAGUUGUGGUUCUUCAGGAUCCAGCGAAAUAAUUGCUAAAAGCAUAGACUUCAACAGAUCAAACUUUCUAGAAGAAUAUAAUUUCAGUCCUGCAGAAAAGGAAACACUAAUGAAAAUUGCUAUACCUGAAAUUCUCGAAAUCUGGCUGGAGGAGUCUGCCGAAGACUUUCGUCAAGUUCCAACUUACUCUUCUCUCCGGAAGGUACUUUCCUACUUGAACCAGACAGUGCCGGGGUCAGAUGCUGAACAUCGGGCCCAGAAACUCCUGAGUCGGUUUUUGGCGGAGGAAACAGCGGAGAAAGAGAUGUUCAAAGGCUACCGUAGAAGAGUUAGAUUCUAUAUUGGAGAAGAACACGACCAAACCAUCGAACAAGUUGAUGAAAAGCUCCUGUCCUACCCAUCACGCUUCAUUGCAGAGCAGCUAACUUUUAUGGAUGCUGAUCUUUUUCGCAAACUUGUGCCCAGCCAAUGUUUAGGGUCCAUCUGGUCUCAACGAGGGAAGGAAGCAAAACAGCAUCUGGUAUCAACCGUCCAGGCCACCAUUACACAGUUCAAUAAUGUUACAAAAUGUGUCACCAGCACCAUAUUAAGACCUCAACAGCUGAAACCACGGCACACGGCUAAAAUCAUUGAGAAAUGGGUUGAUGUUGCCCAGGAAUGUAGGACUUUGCAGAAUUUCUCGUCAGUGCAUGCAAUUACCACGGCAUUGCAAUCGAAUAGUGUGUUCAAUUUGAAGAAGACUUGGGCAGCCGUGUCAAAGAGCAGUAAGAUAACAUUUGAAGACCUUUCAAACAAUGAAGAAGAUAACUUUAUUGCAAGUAGAGAGCUGCUGAUGGAGGAUAUCAUUCAGGGAAUUGUGCCGUACCUGGGAACUUUCUUGACAGAAUUUUCAGCGCUGGAUUCGGCUUUCCCGAAUUACCAUUCAAAUGGCUUGAUCAACUUUGACAAGAGACAAAAAGUUAGUACUGAAAAUUGCACUGUACAAAAUGUUUGGAAUUGUAUGAAAGGGGAAAAGCAUGCUUUUCAAUCUUGUGCUGCUUUAUUUGCUUGAUGGGGGUGUAGGGGGAGUCCCCAACAGCAUCCUAAAUGUAUAUGGUCACUAAUAAAUCCAAUAAAGAAUUAAGGAGAUGCUUUGUUGCUCAGAGCAGCCAGAAUGCAGAAGCUGCUGCUACCAGGACUCGUUGAGAGGAUGAGCACAGAUGUA
This is a messenger RNA of Stegostoma tigrinum, 2094 nucleotides long. Its product is annotated as ral guanine nucleotide dissociation stimulator-like 1. The record is from RefSeq and is a predicted model, not a curated record. Bases 127 to 1941 code for a protein of 604 amino acids. Gene Ontology annotation, cellular component: plasma membrane. The transcript has 19 exons. Gene Ontology annotation, biological process: Ras protein signal transduction; positive regulation of GTPase activity. Lineage: Eukaryota; Metazoa; Chordata; Chondrichthyes; Orectolobiformes; Stegostomatidae. Gene Ontology annotation, molecular function: guanyl-nucleotide exchange factor activity.